Messenger RNA from Cladophialophora psammophila CBS 110553, 1809 nucleotides. RefSeq names its product dihydroxy-acid dehydratase. The transcript has a single exon. Gene Ontology annotation, molecular function: dihydroxy-acid dehydratase activity. Bases 1 to 1809 code for a protein of 602 amino acids. Gene Ontology annotation, biological process: branched-chain amino acid biosynthetic process. NCBI's taxonomy places the organism in Eukaryota, Fungi, Ascomycota, Eurotiomycetes, Chaetothyriales, Herpotrichiellaceae. The record is from RefSeq and is a predicted model, not a curated record. Gene Ontology annotation, cellular component: mitochondrion.
AUGGACAAAACAGGCGGCUUCCAGGAAGCCCGCUACCUGGAUUUUGUGCACUCUUCGGAGCUCACCGGCGUCGAUGGCAAACCCAUGCUAAAUCGCUACUCCACCCAUCUGACCCGCCAGCACGAUUUCCCAGGGGCACAGGCUAUGCUCUUCGCCGCGGGUGUGCCAGAUAGGCACGCAAUGCAGACUGCUCCUCAUGUGGGCAUCGCAAGUGUUUGGUGGGAAGGAAAUCCCUGCAACAUGCACCUUCUUGACCUGGGCAAGGAGGUCAAGAAAGCUGUCAAUGCGCGCGGAAUGCUGGGAUGGCAGUACAACACCAUUGGCGUAAGUGAUGCCAUCACCAUGGGAAACCAGGGUAUGCGAUUCAGCCUGCAAACGCGGGAGAUCAUUGCGGACUCCGUCGAGACAGUGACAUGCGCUCAAGCCCAUGAUGCCAACAUCACUAUCCCUGGGUGUGACAAGAACAUGCCAGGUUGCAUCAUGGGGAUGGCAAGGCAUAACAGACCGAGUCUGAUGAUCUAUGGAGGGACGAUUGAUAAGGGGUACUCCGAGACUUUGCGCAGGCCCGUCAACAUUGCCACCUGUUAUGAGGCGUUCGGAGCGUACACGUUUAACACCUUGCGUCAGCCAGACGAUGGGGGAGACACGUCCAAAACCAAAGAUGAGAUCAUGGAGGAUUUAGAAAGACAUGCUUGUCCAGGUGCCGGGGCCUGUGGCGGCAUGUACACUGCCAACACGAUGGCCACGGCAAUCGAGUCAAUGGGGUUGACAUUGCCUGGAUCGAGUUCGACACCAGCGAGCUCACCAGCCAAAAUGCGCGAAUGUGCCAAAGCCGCAGACGCCAUCAAAGUCUGUUUGGAGCAGGACAUCACGCCGAAGAAACUUUUAACCCAUAAAUCCUUCGAGAACGCUCUCGUCAUAACCAUGGCCCUAGGAGGAAGUACCAAUGCCGUCCUACACUUACUCGCCAUGGCCGUCACGGCCGGUGUGGAACUCACUCUCGAUGACUUCCAGCGCGUGAGCAAUAAGAUCCCCUUCCUUGCCGACCUCGCGCCAUCAGGAAAAUAUUCCAUGGCCGAUCUGUAUGAGAUUGGAGGCGUGCCAAGUGUGCAGAAACUCCUCAUCGCGGCCGGUCUUCUCGACGGCUCUAUUCCAACGGUGACGGGCAAGACCUUGGCCGAGAAUGUAGCCAGUUGGCCCAGUUUGCCGAGUGAUCAAGUCAUCAUCAAGAGCCUAGACAGCCCUAUCAAGGAGAGCGGACACAUCCAAAUUUUGAGAGGCAACUUUGCACCUGCAGGGGCGGUGGCAAAGAUUACUGGGAAAGAAGGUCUUCGUUUUACAGGGAAGGCAAGGUGUUUUGAAAAGGAAGUGGAACUGAAUGACGCGUUGAACAGAGGCGCUAUACCGCGUGGGGAGAAUCUUGUGCUGAUAGUAAGAUAUGAAGGACCUAAAGGUGGACCGGGAAUGCCAGAGCAGCUCAAGGCCAGUGCAGCCAUCAUGGGCGCAGGACUCACAAACGUCGCUCUUGUGACGGACGGACGGUACUCUGGCGCCUCGCACGGAUUUAUCGUGGGCCAUGUUUGCCCAGAAGCGGCGGUUGGAGGCCCUAUUGCGUUGGUCAGGGAUGGUGAUGAAGUCACGAUCGAUGCCCAGUCGAACACUAUCUCCAUGAAAGUGAGUGAUGAGGAAUUGGAAAGGCGCCGGAAGGAGUGGAAACCUCCCAGGCCGACGGUAACCAGGGGCACACUGGCCAAAUAUGCGGCAUUGGUUAGUGAUGCCAGUCAUGGGGCUGUCACAGAUCUGUUUUGA